AUGGCGAGCCAGCAGCCGUCGGUUCCGUGCAUCUCGCGGUCGCCACCCGAGCAGCCGCUUCAGGUGAAGGUGGUGGGGCUUUUCAAGAGCUCCAGCUUUCAGAUCGCGAAGAGCGCCGCUGAGAGUCUGAAGAGUAAUUAUCCAUCCAAAUUUGAAGAUCCUAUAAUAAUUCCUGUACAAGAAUUUGCAUGGCAUCAGUAUCUACAAGAGAAAAAAAGGGAACUUAAAAAUGAAGUCUGGGAAUAUUCUUCUUAUGUGAUGUGUUUUAUUAAUGAUGAGCUCCUGGGUGAUGCACUUGAUCUACAGAAAUGGGCCCACAAAGUGUGGGAUAUAGUUGAUUUUAAGCCUCCUGCACUUUACGAAGCACUUACUGUGGAUUAUUCUGCAAAAUUCUUAAGAGACACCAAGCAUAAUUUUGUGUUCUUGGACAUUUCUAUUGAUCUUUAUCCAAUUGGAAGAUUGAUUUUUGAGCUAUAUUCUGAUACAUGUCCCAAAACAUGUAAAAAUUUUCAGAUCUUGUGCACAGGAAAAGCAGGGUUUUCCCAAAGUGGCAUCAAGCUACAUUACACAGGUUCCAUUUUCCAUCGAGUGGUACGGAAUGGCUGGGUACAAGGAGGAGAUAUAGUUGCUGGAAAAGGAGAUAAUGGAGAGUCAAUUUAUGGACCAACAUUUGAAGAUGAAAACUUCUCAGUUCCUCAUAAUAAAAGGGGAGUUCUUGGAAUGGUCAACAAAGGCCAUCACAGCAAUGGGUCACAAUUCUAUAUCACACUACAGGCUACUCCGUAUCUAGAUAAAAAAUAUGUGGCUUUUGGGCAACUGAUUGAAGGAACAGAUGUUCUUCAUCAACUAGAAUCGGUUCCAACAGAGAAUGAAAGACCAAUACAAAAUUGUGUAAUUACUGACAGUGGAGAGCUUUAUGCCUGA
Messenger RNA from Rangifer tarandus platyrhynchus (Svalbard reindeer), 924 nucleotides. The record is from the annotation of a GenBank genome assembly. NCBI's taxonomy places the organism in Eukaryota, Metazoa, Chordata, Mammalia, Artiodactyla, Cervidae.